Molecule: messenger RNA, 222 nt
Organism: Monoraphidium neglectum
Lineage: Eukaryota; Viridiplantae; Chlorophyta; Chlorophyceae; Sphaeropleales; Selenastraceae
Exons: 5
Coding region: 1-222 (73 amino acids)
Cellular component (GO): chloroplast
Source: RefSeq, a predicted model, not a curated record
AUGGCCCUCUCCCUCGCCAAAAGCCAGGCCUGCCCGGACAAGAAGUUCAUUUCACGGGAGGAGGAGCCCGAGGAGUACUGGUCCAGCAAGAACGAGAAGGAGGGCCUCGCCGUGUUCACGGACCCCCUGGCCAUCAUCGGCGUCAUCGCCAUCCUCUUCCCCUUCAUCUUCGUGCUCAUCGCCAUCGCCACUGGCGCCAUCGACACCAGCGUUUACAAGUAG